UUUAUUUUUGAAGAGUUGGAAAGGUGUUCAGAAAAGGAUGUGGGAAUGGAAGGGGUAGGUGAAGCCACCUUCCUUACAGGUUUGCAAGGGUGGUGUGUUACCCUGGUCUUUUUGUGUGAAGGGUUCUGGUGGGGCAGGAGAUUUGGCUUCUAUUCUUAUAUUCAAAGUUAGUGGGCUCCCCCAAAAAUGUUAAUAAUGGAGUUUUAGUACUCAGUUGUGGCAGGAAUCCUGGGGGGAAGGGGUCCCUUUUUCUUUUUCUUUUUGUUUUGUUUUUGUUUCUUUUUUUCUUUUUCUUUUUGCAACACACACCCACAAAGGAAAAGAAAACACCAAGAUCCUCUAAAUUGUUUGGAUUGAUUGAUGAAGACAUAAAGCCAGUUAAGCUCUAUGUUUUUUAAGGUGGAGUGGUGUUCUUCAUUUUUAAAUGGCCAAAUGACAGCUUGACCCAAUUUGUUUUCAAAUCAAAGGGCAUUUUUUAAUGUCUCUUUGUGGCACGGCAGCCAACGCAAAAAUGAUGGCGGCUUACAAUGGUGGUACAUCUGCGGCGGCAGCAGCAGGUCACCACCACCACCAUCACCACCACCUUCCACACCUUCCUCCUCCACACCUUCACCACCACCACCACCCUCAACACCAUCUUCAUCCCGGAUCAGCUGCUGCUGUCCACCCUGUGCAGCAGCAUACCUCUUCAGCGGCUGCCGCGGCUGCUGCAGCCGCGGCGGCUGCUGCCAUGUUAAACCCCGGGCAACAACAGCCAUAUUUCCCAUCACCGGCACCAGGUCAGGCCCCUGGACCAGCUGCCACAGCCCCAGCUCAGGUACAGGCUGCAGCAGCAGCUGCAGUUAAAGCGCACCAUCAUCAGCACUCACACCAUCCACAGCAGCAACUGGACAUUGAGCCGGACAGACCUAUUGGAUAUGGAGCCUUUGGUGUUGUCUGGUCAGUAACAGAUCCAAGAGAUGGAAAGAGAGUCGCCCUCAAAAAGAUGCCCAACGUCUUCCAGAAUCUGGUCUCUUGCAAAAGGGUCUUCCGAGAACUGAAGAUGUUGUGUUUUUUUAAACAUGAUAACGUACUCUCUGCCCUUGACAUACUCCAACCUCCACACAUUGACUAUUUUGAAGAAAUAUAUGUUGUCACAGAAUUGAUGCAGAGUGACCUACAUAAAAUUAUCGUCUCUCCUCAACCACUCAGCUCAGAUCAUGUCAAAGUUUUUCUUUAUCAGAUUUUACGAGGUUUGAAAUAUCUUCAUUCUGCCGGCAUUUUACAUCGUGACAUUAAGCCAGGGAAUCUCCUUGUGAACAGCAACUGUGUGCUUAAGAUUUGCGAUUUUGGAUUGGCCAGAGUGGAGGAAUUGGAUGAAUCCCGUCACAUGACUCAGGAAGUUGUCACUCAGUAUUAUCGGGCCCCCGAGAUCCUGAUGGGCAGCCGUCAUUACAGCAAUGCCAUCGACAUCUGGUCUGUGGGCUGCAUCUUUGCAGAACUACUGGGACGAAGAAUAUUGUUUCAGGCACAGAGUCCCAUUCAACAGCUGGAUUUGAUCACCGACUUACUGGGCACACCGUCACUGGAAGCAAUGAGGACAGCUUGCGAAGGUGCAAAGGCACACAUACUCAGGGGUCCUCAUAAACAGCCAUCUCUUCCUGUACUAUAUACACUGUCUAGCCAAGCGACACAUGAAGCUGUUCAUCUCCUUUGCAGGAUGUUGGUCUUUGAUCCAUCCAAAAGAAUAUCCGCUAAGGACGCCUUAGCCCACCCCUACCUAGAUGAAGGGCGGCUGCGAUAUCACACCUGUAUGUGUAAAUGUUGUUUUUCCACCUCCACUGGAAGAGUUUACACCAGUGACUUUGAACCCGUCACCAAUCCCAAAUUUGAUGACACUUUUGAGAAGAAUCUCAGUUCUGUUCGACAAGUAAAAGAAAUUAUUCAUCAGUUCAUUUUGGAACAGCAGAAAGGAAACCGAGUGCCUCUCUGCAUCAACCCUCAGUCUGCUGCUUUUAAGAGCUUCAUUAGUUCCACUGUUGCCCAGCCAUCUGAGAUGCCGCCGUCUCCUCUGGUCUGGGAGUGACCGAGGAGGAGACUUACUGUACUACUGAAGAUGUAGCUUUCCACUGGAGCCUGGGCUUUGCAAUUCUGGAGGUUAAUCAUGCUUGUACUGUAAUUUUACUAAUGAAGUUUUAAAUUAACAACCACUACUUGUAUGAUAUGAAUAAUAUUUAGAAAUGUUACUAGACUUUUAAUCUUGUAAAGUGGUUGUGCUUUUAGAAGAAAAAUAUUUCACCCAGAGUUGCACAUGUUUUAUGAAUUCUAGUGCAGCUGUUAUGGCUCACCUCAGAACAAAUCAAGAAUCGAACCAAAUUUGGGACAGUUGUUUUGGUUCUGUGUUGUUUUUUGUUUUUAUUUUUGUUUUUAUUUUUUUAAUUGAAGUGAGAUUGUACACACAAAAAGGACAGUCAUAUACAUUUUUAUAUUUGAGCCAUUCCUGAAGAUUUGGGGUUUUCUAAAACUUAAGAAAUCCAGUGAACUUGACUGCGACCAAUCAUGAAGCCACAUCAACUGGCACCUGACUGUGGCCACACCAGUUUGGGAAGGGAGGGUUAGGGAGGGGGAGGGGCAUGCCACCUGAUGAUCAAAAUCCUAUAAAUAGCUUCUCCUUAGAGCCGUGAUGGUGACGUGUGCUGUUCUCAAAUCAAAUGUUGUGGGUAGAGAAGAAUGAGUUUGUGACUAGGCAAGACUAAACUUCUGUUUUCCUUACCCAGUAUAUAUAUAUAUAUAAAUAUAUAUAUAUAAUAUAAAUAUAUAUAUAUUUAAUCUAUUUUUAUUAGAAGUUUUUCUGCUCUUUCUUACAUAAAAGACCCCCAAGCAUGCAUCUUUCAUGUAUGUAAAUAACUCCAUUGCUGGGUUUAUUUCAAAAGUACCCCCAACAUUGCUGUAUAGCGACAAACUAGCUUGCACAUUUUAGGUCUGUGAAAUUUUGUGAGACUUUUCCUGCACUGGACAGUUUAAAAGAAAAAAUCUAAAAAGACAAAAACAAAAAAUUUUUUUAAAUGCCACAAAAAACCACAACAGCCCAUAGGGAAUUAUGUUCAUUGUGUUUGUGUCCUUAGGCAAAGCUGUGGGAGUCUUGAAAUGUCACCGUAGUAAGUAACUUAUGACUUUUGGGCUACUUCUUUUCUGUUGGAACACUGAAUUCUUCUGUGCAUAUGUAUAUAUGAACACAACUGAAGGCCUCUACCUCCUGGAGCUAAACAGCUUGGCUUGUUUACUCCACAUGACGAUGAUGAUGAUGAUGAUGAUGAUGAUGAUGAUGAUGAUUAUUUUUUUUAAGUUCAGUGUGGAGACUUGAAACUUGAAUGUCCCUCCCAACUUUUAUAUUUAAAAAAAAAUAAUAAUAAAACAAGACAAGAACAUUGAAGACUGUUUUUCACCUGUACAAGAGAUACUCGUGGAUCGUCUUAAAAUUGGUCUGGGGAAAGAAAAAACCUUGGUGUGUGUUUUAUGGACACUUAACUGUUAAAGUUAUUGUAAGUUAUCUGUAUUUAGCAGAGUAUUUUCAUUCUGAGUGAUCUAAGCUGAAUCUGGAAACUCUUAGUAAGUUAUGUUUGGAAGUUUUAACUUCAAUGAAGUAAUUAAUUGCUGUGAAAGAGACAAACAUUGAACUACUAAACAAACAAAGAUGGUGCGAUAUCUUUGUUUUUUUUUUUUUUUCCUUAAUGAGGCUCCCGAUUAUCAACCCGACUGGACGUAUAUAGUUCCAAAAAGAGCCCUAGAAGACACUGGUCUGAAAGGUACAAUCUCAGAGGUUGGUCAGUUAACGUGGCACACUUGCUGGUCACUUUGUACAAUGUAGACUUGAAGUACGGUGGUGAAAACAUUAAAUGUGACGUGUGAAAAA
This is a messenger RNA of Antechinus flavipes (yellow-footed antechinus), 3892 nucleotides long. It is a transcript of the gene NLK, whose product is annotated as nemo like kinase. Gene Ontology annotation, biological process: intracellular signal transduction; protein phosphorylation. Gene Ontology annotation, molecular function: MAP kinase activity; ATP binding. Gene Ontology annotation, cellular component: nucleus; cytoplasm. Lineage: Eukaryota; Metazoa; Chordata; Mammalia; Dasyuromorphia; Dasyuridae. The transcript has 11 exons. The record is from RefSeq and is a predicted model, not a curated record. The coding region runs from base 479 to 2065 and encodes 528 amino acids.